CAGAGUUCCAGCGUCUUACAGGCACUGGCAGAAAAUGGGGGAAGUCCAUAGCCACAGAAUCAUAAUAUUAUUGUUGAUAGAAUUCUUGGUUUAUGCCGAAUCAAACGGUCCGCCAUACUCCUGUGAUUCAUCAAACCCAUUAACCAAAUCAUUUCGAUUCUGUGACGCGAAACUCCCCAUCAACAAGAGAGUUCAGGACCUUAUUUCACGCCUAACACUUGAUGAAAAAAUCUCACAGCUCGUUAACACUGCACCCGCCAUACCUCGGCUCAAUAUCUCCGCCUACCAGUGGUGGUCCGAAGCUUUGCACGGCUUUUCCAGGCAUGGAAAAGGCAUUAGAUUCAAUGGAUCCAUCGCCUCCGCCACCAUGUUCCCUCAAGUCAUUCUGACUGCUGCUUCAUUUGAUGCCUCCCUAUGGUAUCGAAUUGGUCAGGCAAUUGGAGAAGAGGCUAGAGGGGUUUACAAUGCUGGAGAAGCCAUGGGAAUGACAUUUUGGGCACCGAAUAUAAACAUAUUCCGGGACCCAAGGUGGGGCCGAGGGCAAGAGACGCCCGGCGAAGAUCCAUUGGUAGCAGGGGAAUAUGCAGUAUCAUAUGUUAGGGGAAUUCAAGGGGACAGUUUUGAAGGUACACAACUUAAGGACGGUCACCUGAAAGCCUCAGCUUGUUGUAAGCACUUCACUGCUCAUGAUCUCGACAACUGGAAUGGAUUUGAUCGUUAUAUGUUUGACGCAAAUGUGAGUAUAACAAACUUCAGAAUGAGAUUUGGACAGUGUUUUUGUCUAUGUAGAUUUUGUGAUAGCAAUAUGCAAAAAAACCAUUUUCUAAUUUUCCUUAUUGGUGGGAAUGCUCAGGUCACCAAACAAGAUUUGGCAGAUACAUAUCAACCGCCAUUCAAGAGCUGUGUGCAAAAAGGACAAGCCAGUGGUAUAAUGUGUGCUUAUAAUCGAGUCAAUGGAGUUCCAAACUGCGCUGAUUAUGAUCUCUUGACAACAACGGCCCGUGGACAAUGGGGUUUUAACGGGUACAUUGCAUCAGACUGUGAUGCGGUUGCCAUUAUUCAUGACAAUCAAGGGUAUGCUAAAUUGCCAGAGGAUGCAGUUGCAGAUGUUCUCAAAGCUGGUAUGGAUGUGAACUGUGGUUCCUACUUGAUGAAAUACACAAAAUCAGCUGUUGAAAAGAAGAAAGUGCUAGAAUCAGACAUAGACAGAGCACUUAACAACCUCUUUUUGAUGAGAAUGAGAUUAGGACUUUUCAACGGAGAUCCAAAGAAACUGGAAUUUGGAAACAUAGGUCCAGACCAUGUCUGCAGCCAAAAGCAUCAGGAUCUAGCGCUGGAAGCUGCAAAAAAGGGCAUUGUCCUCCUGAAGAACUCGGCCAAUCUCCUACCAUUUUCCAAGAUUAAUGCCAUGUCCCUCACAGUAAUAGGCCCCAAUGCCAAUACUUCACAAACAUUUCUCGGCAACUAUGAAGGCUUUCCUUGUAAAAACAUCACGGUGCUUCAAGCACUACAGAAAUAUGUCAACCACACAACAUAUCAUGAGGGCUGCAGUUUCGUGAACUGUACUAAUGCUGCAAUUGACAAAGCAGUACAUUUAGCAAAAGAAGCAGAUUAUGUUGUGUUAGUUAUGGGAUUAGAUCAGACUCAAGAGAGGGAGAAGCAUGAUCGAACGGAUUUGGAGCUUCCUGGAAAUCAAGAGAUUCUCAUCACAAGCGUUGCACAGGCAGCAAAAGGUCCAGUCAUAUUGGUGUUGCUGUGUGGAGGGCCAGUAGAUAUUUCUUUUGCCAAAGGCAAUCCAAAAAUUGGAAGCAUUUUGUGGGCUGGUUAUCCCGGGGAAGCUGGAGGAACUGCACUGGCUGAAAUCAUUUUCGGUGACCAUAAUCCAGGGGGGCGAUUACCAGUAACUUGGUACCCGAAGGAUUUCAUCAAAGUACCGAUGACAGACAUGAGGAUGCGUCCUGAUCCAUCCACGGGCUAUCCCGGCCGUACCUAUAGGUUCUACAAUGGCCCAAAAGUUUUUGAAUUCGGCUUUGGCCUCAGCUAUACCAAGUAUUCUUAUCACUAUGUCUCUGUUAGUCGAAACAAGUUCUUCCUAGAUAGGUUAUCGCCUAAACAUGCAGUUCAAAACUCGGGUCAAGUUCGUUUUCUAUCAGAUUCUGAAUUAGAAACAAAGUUAUGUCACAACAUGAAGCUUUCAGUUUCUGUGAGAGUUGAUAAUCAUGGGGAAAUAGACGGGAAACACCCCGUGUUAUUGUUCAUAAAGUGGGACGGGCUCAGAAAUGGAAAUCUGAGGAAGAAGUUGAUCGGAUUCAAGAGUGUGAGUUUGAGUGCAGGAAAGAAUGCAGAAAUUGAGUUUGUUCUUAAUCCAUGUAAGCAUUUUAGUACUGCUGAUGAAAACGGUCUGAUGGUUAUUCAAGAAGGUACACAUUACCUUCUUGUGGGAGAUGAGGAAUAUCCAAUUAAUUUAGUACUAUGAUGUCAAAACCAAUGGAAGUUAUGUUUACUCAAAUUCAAGCUUGUACUCCAUUUGCUUUU
Molecule: messenger RNA, 2535 nt
Organism: Olea europaea var. sylvestris
Lineage: Eukaryota; Viridiplantae; Streptophyta; Magnoliopsida; Lamiales; Oleaceae
Product: probable beta-D-xylosidase 7
Exons: 6
Coding region: 35-2476 (813 amino acids)
Biological process (GO): xylan catabolic process; arabinan catabolic process
Cellular component (GO): plant-type cell wall
Molecular function (GO): xylan 1,4-beta-xylosidase activity; alpha-L-arabinofuranosidase activity
Source: RefSeq, a predicted model, not a curated record